Messenger RNA from Pipistrellus nathusii (Nathusius's pipistrelle), 3102 nucleotides. NCBI's taxonomy places the organism in Eukaryota, Metazoa, Chordata, Mammalia, Chiroptera, Vespertilionidae. The record is from the annotation of a GenBank genome assembly.
AUGGUCGGCUCCCACGCGGACAUGGCGCCGGCCUCCACCGCCGAGGGCGCCGGGGAGAAGCCGGGCCCCGCCGCGCCGGCCCCGGCCGCCCAGUACGAGUGUGGUGAGUGCGGCAAGUCCUUCCGCUGGUCCUCGCGGCUCCUGCACCACCAGCGCACGCACACGGGCGAGCGGCCCUACAAGUGCCCCGACUGCCCCAAGGCCUUCAAGGGCUCGUCCGCGCUGCUCUACCACCAGCGCGGCCACACGGGCGAGCGGCCCUACCCGUGCCCCGACUGCCCCAAGGCCUUCAAGCGCUCGUCGCUGCUGCAGAUCCACCGCAGCGUGCACACGGGCCUGCGCGCCUUCACCUGCGGCCAGUGCGGCCAGGCCUUCAAGUGGUCGUCGCACUACCAGUACCACCUGCGCCAGCACACGGGCGAGCGGCCCUACCCGUGCCCCGACUGCCCCAAGGCCUUCAAGAACUCGUCCAGCCUGCGGCGCCACCGCCACGUGCACACGGGCGAGCGGCCCUACAGCUGCGGCGUGUGCGGCAAGAGCUUCACGCAGAGCACCAACCUGCGGCAGCACCAGCGCGUGCACACGGGCGAGCGGCCCUUCCGCUGCCCGCUCUGCCCCAAGACCUUCACGCACUCCUCCAACCUGCAGCUGCACCAGCGCACCCACGGGGCCGCCCCCGCCCCGGCGCCCGCGCCCGCCCCCGCACCCCCGCCGCCCAAGGUCUUCCCCGACGCCUACCUGCAGCCGGCCCUGCAGGCGCCCAGCCCGCCCGCGCCCCCGCCGCCCGCGCCCCUGCCCGUGGUGCCCGAGCUCUUCCUGGCCGCGGCCGAGACCACGGUGGAGCUGGUGUACCGCUGCGCCGGCUGCGAGCUGGGCUUCGGCAGCGAGGACCUGCUGCUGGAGCACCAGCCCUGCCCGGGGCCCGAGGCGCCGCCCGCGCCCCCGGACGCGCCCCCGGACACCCCCAAGGCGGCCCCGACGGCGGCAGCCCCGCAGCCGCAGCCCCCUCCCGCCCCCGGCUUCGCCUGCCUGCCCUGCGGGAAGUCCUUCCGCACGGUGGCCGGCCUCUCCCGCCACCAGCACAGCCACGGCGCGGCGGGCGGGCAGGCCUUCCGCUGCGGCAGCUGCGACGGCGCCUUCCCGCAGCUGGCCAGCCUCCUGGCGCACCAGCAGUGCCACGUGGAGGAGGCGGCGGCCGGGCGCCCGCCCCCGCAGGCCGAGGCGGCCGAGGUCACCUGCCCGCAGGAGCCGCUGGCCCCCGCCACGCCCGCCCCGCCGCCGCCCGCCCCGCCGCCCGCGCCCGCCGCCGCCGCCGCCGAGCGGCCCUACAAGUGCGCCGAGUGCGGUAAGGCCUUCAAGGGCUCCUCGGGGCUGCGCUACCACCUGCGGGACCACACGGGCGAGCGGCCCUACCAGUGCGGCGAGUGCGGCAAGGCCUUCAAGCGCUCCUCGCUGCUGGCCAUCCACCAGCGCGUGCACACGGGCCUGCGCGCCUUCACGUGCGGCCAGUGCGGCCUCACCUUCAAGUGGUCGUCGCACUACCAGUACCACCUGCGGCUGCACACGGGCGAGCGGCCCUACGCCUGCGGGGAGUGCGGCAAGGCCUUCCGCAACACGUCGUGCCUGCGGCGCCACCGCCACGUGCACACGGGCGAGCGGCCCCACGCGUGCGGCGUGUGCGGCAAGAGCUUCGCGCAGACCUCCAACCUGCGGCAGCACCAGCGCGUGCACACGGGCGAGCGGCCCUUCCGCUGCCCGCUCUGCCCCAAGACCUUCACGCACUCCUCCAACCUGCUGCUGCACCAGCGCACCCACUCGGCCGAGCGCCCCUUCUCCUGCCCCGUCUGCGGCCGCAGCUUCGUCAUGGCCGCCUACCUGCAGCGGCACCUGAGGACGCACGCCCCGCCGGCCCCCGCCGCGCCCGCCGCCGGCCCCCCGGCGCCCGCCCCGCUGGCCGCCGCCCCGGCCCCGCCGGCCACCCAGGACGUGCACGUGCUCCCCCACCUCCAGGCCACGCUGUCCCUGGAGGUGGCGGGGGGCCCGGGCCAGGCCCCGCCCCUGGGCCCCGCAGCCCCCAACUCGCAGACGUUCCUCCUGGUGCAGACCGCCCAGGGCCUGCAGCUCAUCCCCAGCAGCGUGCAGCCCCCCACGCCCCCGCCCCCGCCCCCGCCCCCCAAGCUCAUCCUGUUGCCCUCCCCCAGUGCGGGGGCCGGGGGUGGCCAGGCGCGGCAGGGCCUGCGGGCGGUGGGGAAGGCCGGGCAGGGGCCUGGAGUAGUCUGGCUGCCCGGCCCCGGGGGGCUGGGGGUGCAGGGAGGGGGCAGCGUGGGGGCUAACGGGGCGGGGCAAAGCCUCAUCCUCUUGCAGAAUGUGGGCGGUGGGGACGGAGGGCCGCCGGAAGUGAGUGGGGUCCAGCUCCAGCCCCUGCGGCCAUCCCCGGAAGUGACCACCGUCCAGCUCCAGCCGGCCCCAGAGGUGACCACCGUCCAGCUCCAGCCGGCGCAGGAGGUGACCGCGGUGCAGCUCCAGCCGGUCGCGGGCCAGCUGUCCAAUCCCGGCGGCGGGGCCGUGCCCACCGAGGCCCCCAACCUGCUGGUGGUCCAGAGUGGGGCCGCCGAGGACUUGCUGGCGGGCCCCGGGCCCGGGGACCCCGGGGAGGGCGAGGCCACCGCGGGGGUGGUGCAGGAUGUGCUCUUCGAGACGCUGCAGACGGACGAGGGCCUGCAGAGCGUCCUGGUGCUGAGCGGGGCGGACGGGGAGCAGACCCAGCUGUGCGUGCAGGAGGUGGAGACCCUGCCCUCGGGGCUGGCCGAGCCGCCCGCCCCCGGGCCUCCCGGGCAGAAGCUGCUCAUCAUCCGCAGCGCCCCGGCCUCCGAGCUGCUGGACCACAGCGGCGUGGGGGGCGGGGCCGCCACGCUGCAGCUGCUGGCCCCGCCGCCGCCCAGCCCCGCCCCGGCCCCCGCCGGCCUCCCCGCGGCUCCCGCCUCCCAGAUGGUGCACGUGGUCCCCUCCGGGGCCGCGCCGGGGGGCAUGGCCGCGCAGGGCCUGCCCUCCAUCCAGAUUGUCCAGACCCUGCCCGCGGUCCAGCUGGUGCACACAUUUUAA